Trematomus bernacchii (emerald rockcod) is the source of this 5051-nucleotide messenger RNA. RefSeq names its product zinc finger protein 219 (gene znf219). The record is from RefSeq and is a predicted model, not a curated record. NCBI's taxonomy places the organism in Eukaryota, Metazoa, Chordata, Actinopteri, Perciformes, Nototheniidae. Gene Ontology annotation, molecular function: DNA-binding transcription factor activity, RNA polymerase II-specific; RNA polymerase II cis-regulatory region sequence-specific DNA binding. Gene Ontology annotation, biological process: regulation of DNA-templated transcription. Gene Ontology annotation, cellular component: nucleus.
GAGGGAGGAGGGAGGGGGGAAACGGCGUAUGCUUGUAUACAACCCUGAUUUCCAUUUUUUUCCCAACUCGUAAUGUAUUUAAUUCAAGUGAAACGUAAUCAUGACGUGUCGUGUCAUUAAUCUCCUCGCCGCCUCUCCCAGGAUGGAUUCCCCGCCAGAGUGUGUGUUGUCUCUUUCAUGUGAGCAGCCCCAGUCUCCUCCAACGUUGCCAUCCCUGGACCACAGCCCCCAGGCGUCUUCUCCUCACACCCAGCUCUCUCUACCUGACAGCCCCCUCGUGCUGCCCAUUCACAGCCCUGAACUCUCCCCGCAGAGCCCAGACAGCACGCCUUAUUUCCCCCUCUCUCCCUUUCCCCUCCUCGAGGACACCAACAACAACCACCACGAUGUCGAUGAAGAAGACGACGACGACGAGGAAGGGCUGGAUGGAGUCCCUCCGUCCCCGAUCCCGGCAGUGGCUCUGUUCCCAGGAGGAAGGGGACAGGAAGCUGGUUGCAGCCCUACUUUGGAGUCCUCUCCACCGGACACACCAUUAGCGCCACUCCUCGGGUUUGGAGCCCUGGAGCUGGCCCUAUCGUCUGGGCAGAGUGGAAACUGCAACGACGAGCUCGACCUCCAGCUGUUCCAGAAAGAUACCGUCACCAAGGCGAUACCUGGAGUGGGAGGGGCUUCACCGGGGCCUGCGCUCAGGUUUCCCUGUCAUGUGUGUGGAAAGAGGUUCCGAUUCCAAAGCAUUUUGUCUCUUCAUGCUCGAGCUCACAGUCUGGACAGAGACCGCCGAGCCACAGCUCUGUACAAGACCGGAGUCCCUUCAGCCCCCCUAAAGCAACACCUAAAGAUCCAACAGAACCACAAAGACUUAAUCAAGAAUCACCGGAGUCAGCCAAACCAGCGUAUACUGCCAGGGACGCUCAUGCAACAUCUCACCGAAGACGAGGAUGUUGAUGGUGAGGUCAAAGGUCUAGAUGACAACCUACAGAACCGGAACUUUCUACUGGAUGACAGCACACCGUUGACCCCUCCACUCACAGAGGACCCUGUUUCUGUGACCCCUCCCUAUUCUUCUACCAUCGGGGAAGGAGUGUCUAAUCCUACAGCGCCUGCGUUUCGCUGCCAUGCCUGCAAAGGAAAAUUCCGCACAGCUUCAGAGUUGGCGCGCCACGUCCGCAUUCUCCACAACCCGUAUAAAUGCACUCUUUGUCCUUUCUCUGCCAGCCAAGAAGAGAGCCUGGCAUUUCACUUGCAGGAGUGCCACCCUUCCCCCGAGGUACCUGCUCUGCCACUGUCUUUUAAUUCCAGGCCGGUCAUUGCCACCCCUGAUACUCCCGUGCCCACGCCCACCCAUACCCCAGCCCCAGCCCCGAGUACUCAGCCGGUGACAGCGGUAGCUACAGCGGCAUCUACAGCGGCAGCUACAGCGGCAGCUACAGCGACAGCGGCAGCUACAGCGGCAGCUACAGCGGCAGCAUCCCCCACACUGCCGGCGUUUCGCUGUGAGGUUUGCGGACAGCGGUUCACCCAGUCUUGGUUCCUGAAGGGACAUAUGCGAAAGCACAAGGACUCCUUGGACCAUAAGUGCCAGGUAUGUGGCCGCGGCUUCAAAGAACCUUGGUUUCUCAAAAACCACAUGAAAGUACAUCUCAACAAGCUCGGGCUGAAAGCCGGGUUAGGAACCCUCGGGGGAGCUGGGGUCGCCGAGCAGCAAGCCAAAGGCUCUGUUAGUAAUCAAUCCCUCAACGCCCUCUAUUCAAGCCUUCUUCUGGCCCAGCAGAGAGGGGGUAGAGGUGGACAAGGAAGAGAAACUGGAGGCAGAAUGGGGAUGGGCUCGAGCAAGUCAGCCAUCCUGGGCUACCUUGGAUUGCCUAACGAUGGCAGUGGGGCCAGCUGCAUGGAGAGACUUCAAGCAGUGGCUCAGGUGGCAGAGAUGGGAAACGGUGGUGGCGGCAUUGGCGGCUCAGGAGUGGGGGACCAAGGAAGAGGAGGAGGGUCAUCUAGAGGAGGGGGCACAGGUGAAAUUACCGCAUCCAUUUCAGAAGGAGGGGACCAGGCAACUUGGUGGCAGCUGGUGGCUCGCAGCCUGGCAGUCGCUCAGCAGCAGCAGCAGCAGCAACAGCAACAACAGCAGCAACAGCAGCAGCAGCAGCAGCAGCAGAGGCCCCAGCAGCGAGGCCAGCAGCAACGAGGCCAGGGUCGCGGCUCCGUGAUCACUGAGGCCGACCAAGUCAGGGCAUACCUUGGAGGCCUGGAGCCAAGAGACGAGUCUGGCGGAGCAGGAGGGCCAUGGGAAUGCCCAGACUGUGGAAAGCUCUUCCGCAGCCUGCAGCAGGUGGUGGUUCAUGCUCGCGUUCACACCCAGAGGCCCCUGAAAGGAGGAGGCGGCGGCGAAGAGGAGGGGAACAGUAGUCGUAGAGGAGCGGGGCUUGGAAGAGGAGGCGGCAGCGAAAUGAGACAGGAAUCUCAGCUACACGGUGGUGGAUCCCAACAAAUUGGAGGAGGGCGACUGGAAUCAAAACUGCACAGUGGUGGAUCGCAAGCAGAAGCAGCAACGGGGUUUCACUCCGUCAUCCCAACCUUCAAAGGAGAAAAUGGCAUGACAGCAGUCUCCUCCAUACCGUCAGUUCCCAGCAGGGAGCGAGUGCGUGGUAGAGGGAUAAAAGACUGCCCCUACUGUGGUAAAGCCUUCCGCUCUUCACACCAUCUCAAAGUGCACCUGAGAGUUCACACAGGUGAGAGACCCUACAAAUGUCCCCACUGUGACUAUGCGGGUACCCAGUCUGGCUCCUUGAAGUAUCACCUCCAGCGGCACCACAGGGAGCAACGCAACGCCCUGUCAGCCUCCUCCAACUCCUCCUCCAGUGGCCUCACCUCCACUCUCAACAGUCUGACCUCUGGAUCCUCAGGGCAGCCCAAGCAGCGCCGAUCCCACCUCAACCACGGUCCCGUUAACCGGGGUCCGACCGACAACGCCUCCCCUCUGCCCAGCCAGCAGUCCUGGCUCCUGGGGCUUCCAGACCAGCACGACCACAGGAAGGCCUUGGCGGCUCUGAGGGAUGUCGACUUGGAGACACAGUACCGGUAUCUUUCGGGGGUGAUGGGAGCUCUUUACCAAGGUGGAAUGGAAGGAGGCUGGAUCAGGGAGUCUCCACCACCAAAAGCCCCUAAAGUGUCCCGUCGUAAGCCCCUCACUACAAGCCGAAUGGUCCAACCGUCAAAUGACAAGGAAGGGCCUGCGCCUUCAACUCAUGAGGGCGGGUUCGAACCACUGGAUCUGUCUCGUCGGCCCUCACCUGGCCUCGGAGGCAUGGAGGAAGAUGGAGUCAUGAGCGUAGGGGAGGGAGGGUUUGGUGUAGAUGGAGGAGAUAGUUCAACAGGGGUCAAACUGAGCCAGUGUUUGUUCUGCCCUUUCCGAACGUCCUCAGCCGAGCUCAUGGCCAUGCACCUCCAGGUGAACCACACCAGUAAGUCCAGGCGCAAAAGAGCCCCUACCACCAUCUUGAAUGACGACGGAGCCCUAAAGGCCGCCAAGCCCAGGGUGGUACAGUCCGAUCUCGACUCUCUGACUAUAUGGAGGAACGCAACCGAGUCCGAGGCCCCCCUGGAGGAAUGGUCCUCAAUGAAUACCAAGACCUUGAACGGGAACACACAAGACCAUCCUAACAACAUGCUUGAGCACCCAGAUGUGGCCCCAAGAUCCAAGAAAGUAAGACGCGAUCUGGCACUCAAGGGUAAGGUCGAGGAUGAUGAUGAUGAGGAGCAAGAGGAGGAGUUGGAUGAUCAUUUGGAGAACAGCAGUGCGGAGGAUUCAGAGGACCAGGAUCUGAGGAUGUCCCUCGCUCUUUCCCCAGCGCUCUGCUCCAACCACAUGGUGGGAGAGGAGGAGAGCAUCUUAACAGAUUAAAAUGCUUCGGGAUGAAACCAUCAUAAUUGGGAGAGUUUGGUUCAAUGUUUCUCAACCACAUUUAACAGAGAAUGAAAGAAGGGGGCAGGUAGCUUUGCAGAGCUAACAGGAUUCUUGACUCCUGGGGUUUUGAAAAGGACAGACAGAAACAUCACAGCUGUUAUCUUCCCUUCGACAUCACUCUUCAACUUCACUUCUGACAGUGUGGCCAACUUCCUGUACAAAAGAGCUUAGAAGCACUUUUUCAGGAUGUUGUAGGUCACUUUUUCCAUUUUUCUUCAAACUUCUCUCCAAGAUGGUUGAUUUGUAAGAUUGUCGCCUAUUUGAUCAGUUAAAGAACCAUACAUAAGAUUUAGCGCAUCAUUCCACACGCAUUUAUUUUACAUUAAUAAUGGACUGUUACCCGAAGACUACUAUACUGAUCAUGCUGAAGCCAGCUGUGAAGAGUUGCUCUCCUGACUGACCACUGAACAGUUUGAAACUUCAAGUUCCUCCUCGAACGACACAUAUGUUGUUGAGUCGAGGAAUGUUCAAGCUGUUAACCUCAGCUAAGCUAUUUGGUAUUAUUUUAAGGCAUGAGGUAACUAUUGGAGGCAGCGUGCUUUCCCUCAACUAUAUAUCACUGCCUUGUUUGUCUGAAAAGUGUUUCUAUAUGAUUGUCCUAAAGAAAAACAGAAAGAAACGUUUGUAAUAUUUUUUCUUUUAUGAGUUAGUGCCUGUUCAUGUGCGUUGUUGAGAGAGUCUCUGGUAUUCCUGCACAUCGAGGCUCUGAUAGGUCAUUUUAUCUGAAUAUACAGUUUAAAACAAUUUAAGUACAGUAUAUUUGUUAAAAGUGGUUCUAGGGUGUUGUGAAUAGUUAAGUUGUUAAAGAAAUGCUACAUCGCAGCGUCAUGUCCUUGACACAGACGUUUGUGGCUCAGCUUGAAAAUAAAAUAAAAGAUUGGUCAUAGACUGAGCUAUAAAAAGGGUCACAGUUCAACAUUCAGUGUUUACAACAGUCGGUAGGCUUGCCAAGGCAACAUAGAUGCGUGGAAAAGAACAAAACUAAGAGCGGAUGUCUAUUUGAGGGCCGAAGGGACGUCGCCCGAGCCCCCGAACACAAUCAACUGACACACCCUAAAAGAGACAGAGACUUUACAACUGUGUCAAAAAA